CACUAUAUGAGCCCAUUUUGUAUUCUAGCUAAGGACAUCUGAAACAGCCUUAAAUAUCAUAAGGUCCUUUACAAGGGAAAUGAACCUUGAUAUCUAUCCAAUGUAGAACAACACUAAGGUGGUGUGGCUAUGUGAGAUAACAUACUUGCAGGAGUCGUAAACAACUGGAAUUUGGGUAAUAUUGAAGCGUCUGCAGUUGAAACACAGCAUUAGGGAAAAUUCAAUAGAAACAACAAUGGUCUAUUCUGUUGGGCAGUAAGAAAAAAAUCAUCAUAAACAAGUACAUUCUUAAAAGUAUAACCCCACAUUAGUUGGGUCAGAAAGAGUGACACUUACUCCCUGCGUGCAUUAUAUAGUUCUCUUUCAAGUUUUCUCCAUCUUGCAUACAUGAGAAGGAACCCCUCUCUAUCACAAGGGAGACCUGUAGCAAUACGGUCAACAUCUAUAUUUGUUUUACCAAGAGUCUUUGUUUGAUCAUACGCUGAAAUCACAUCAUAAGAGCUUGUGCCAGCAAGUUCUUUAUCUUCAUCCUUAGCAAGAAGUUGUACCUGCUCUGCCACUUUCUUAGUCAACUUCACCUAACAAAUAUAGGCAAAAACCAAGAUUAUAGUACGUUUUAACAAAGUGAAGUAAGGAGGAGCGAACUAUCGGCUCUUCUCUUGUUUCUGCUCCAUCGCCCACUGUCUUCUUUCCACAUACACACCUCCUCUGUGGCGGACUAUCUGCACUAUCUAUUAUUUUCACUACUCUCAUGUCGGCUUCUCUAUCAUCCCUAUUGAUUAUUUAUCUUCACUCUAAUCACACGAAGCCGAAGCCUCUGCAGUCCUGCCUCUGCAAACUUUCGUCCAGGUACUCAACCUUAAUCCUUGUUUUCCCUUUUGAAUUCUAAAGUUUAAGCAUUCAACCAAAUUUGUUGUCUUCCUUUGUAUGGAUCUCUCUAUUCCCUUGAUUUUGGUACAUUUUAUAUUCUCCUUGGCUUGCACGGUAUGUAUAGCACCAUUUUUUUCUGAAUUGAUGCAAAUAUGUACUGGAAUAGAACUCUAUUUACAAAAAAAAGCUGACAUCUUUUUGAUUAAUUACAUUUCUUGUUUGGUUCUCACGCCUAGACUCACGACUUAAUAGGUUAAUGAGUCGGUGAGUUUUGAUUUUCCCUAUCACAGCCAAUUAUCAUAAACUCUCGCUCUGAGUCGGUGGGUUUUGAUUUUCCCAUCCGAGUGUGUUUUUCAGUUGCUGAUUUUUUUUUGAGGGGGCUAGAAAUUGUGGGGUUUUUCUCCUGUUUCGGAAUUGUUUGUGGUGUUUUAAGCACACCCAUAUCAUGUAGUUUGUGAUUUCCUUCUAUCCCCAGAUUAGGUCUGAAGAAAGGGUUUUUUUAGGAAAAUUAGAGCGAUCAAUUAAUCAAUCAAUAUGUUUUCCUAGGUGUUAUUUUCUGGGAUUUUUGGUAUCUUUCUUCUGAAUUUUGGAUCUAAUUUCUAAGUAGUGAUUUUAAAGAGAUUCUAUUGGAUUGGACUUGCUACGGAGUAAUUAAUGAAUGAUAUUGUUUUCAAAGUAUUUUUUUGAAAUGAUUUAAAGUUUAGGUACUACUUUCGAAAUUCCACUGAAAGUUCGGGUACCAUUAUUGAAAUAUACCCACCAAAUAGGUAAUAACCCCUAAAGAAGCUAGAGCAAGACCUAAUGCGAAUUAUUGAUUGUAUCAUAAAGACCCUUAUGCCCACUUCCUCCGGGAGGAAUAUGUGUAUCUAAUAGAUCCUGGAUACUGAGUCCAAUCCCAAAAUUUGUUCUAUAUGUAUGACUAGCAACAAGGAAAAAAAAUUUAAUAGGCUAAAUGCAACAGGACUGAUCCCUUACUCUUUACGAGUAUAUUGCAAUGCUUACACUUCAUGCCUAAAUUACCAUGUGAAACACUUUUUUUUGCAAUCUCUUAGAUGUCUAAUCAGUAACCAUUUAAACUUCUCCUUUUGCACUCUUUUGGUUGUGAGAAAAAAACAGAAUUGAUCUUUAACUCCCUCUCUAUUGUCAUACAUACUCUCUACUUUUGCACUCUUUUAGUUUUAAAUCUAUUACUUUCGCCAUAAGUUGGAAUCCCUGCACUUUAUAUUUAAAUUACCAUGUAAAACACCUCUUAGGCGUUGUUUUUUUGCACACUUUUGGUUGUAAAAAACUAAUAUUCCAUACUGGGCACCAACAGCACAUAGUGCGUCCACACUAUAGGUACAAAAUUGGUGACAGCCGUGAGCUUAAUUCGCCGGCGCCAUUCAAAUCAUCACCAAACCGCCACCUAUACAUAUUAUAGUUAUAGAUUUUCUUUCUAAUAAGAAUUGUGAUAUAAAAACAAAAGAUCUCUUUUUAUUUAAAUAUAAAAAGAUCUCUUUUUAUUUAAAUUAUUAUGAAAUUCAAGAGAGAGGAGACCUAGAAGGAGCUCCCUUGCGGCGACUAGUCGUCAAAGAGAGCAUGAAACCGGUGGGGCCCUUAUUAUUGUUGUUAUUCGCGAUUGUUUCUGGAGGGGAAAGUGAAAUUCCGGAAAUGCCCAUCUCAUAAUUAUUGGAGCAAGAGGAUGACGAGUUCUUGUAAAUAUCCAGUGGGCCCUCUAGGAUAGAGUUUGGGGUAAUUUGGCCAUCUGUGUCCUGCGAAUCUGAGCCGUCCAUUUGAAGAAGCCCAUUCUCCACAUCAAUCUCGGAUGCAUCGAACUUGUACACAAUGCUACACAAGUCUUGAUCAUUGUAGACCAUAAAAUCGACCUGUAUGCGAAGCCAUGGGUGGUUACAAAUCUCACAUCUCAUGUGUAUGUGUACAAGUAUGAAAUACAUGCAUGACAAGUACCUAAUGAUACAAUUUGGAAUUAGACAUGUGCAAAACAAGGGUCUGCCGGUCCAGCCCGCCCUUUAAAAUGGGCAGAUAUGGACAAUCUUUAAUACCCACAUGGGCGGGCCGGCCCAAGCCUGAAUUGCCCAUGGACCCGAUGUAUUCUUAGUCGUUCCAAAAUUUUGGAGAGUUCAUGUCCAUGUUUCAACAGCCGGGAGGAUUUUCACCUUUGAUUCCCGGAUUGUAUCCACAACCCUUGCCCCAAACUAAUAUCAUUCGCCCGGUCGCUCCAACAAAUUUGAUCGGAGAGAUGGACAAGGCUGGUCCAUUCCGAUCUAGAAGGAGUCGGUCCCGGAGGUCACACACUCAAAUCACGCCUGAUGGCGAUGUACGCUCAGUCCAUAGCAAGGAUGAGGACUGGGAUGUUCCCCAGGCGCAAAAGAAGCUGAAGGGAAAGAUGGUCCAACUGGAAGGAUACAGGAGGUCAGCAUUCCAAAGGCUUGGGCACGACGGCCGAAACCAAAACUGGCCGGCAAAAGAGCGACUAGGAGUGGAAACAACCCCAGUGAGUGCUUUUGACCGCCUGGGUAAAGGGGCCGAACGACCUGGUCGGACCAGGCGAACGGAACCACCCCAUCGCGAUGAGCCCCAACAUUGUCGGGCGCCUCGGGAGGAAGAAGCGGAAAGCCAUCCUAGGCACACGGUCCGCACGCACGAAGAACGACCCCGGGACCGUGUGGGCCGGGUCAAAGCACGUCUGGAAAAGUUGCAACGGCGGGUGGACCGCGACGAGAAGAAGAAAAUCUUGCUGAACGAAUCUCCGUUCACUGCCCGGGUUCAUGAGACCCCAUUUCUGAAGAAGGCAAAACGUGAGGUCCCAAAAUUCACCGGAAAGGAGGACCCGGAAAUACAUGUCAAAACCCUUCAUCAAAGUGAAAGGAUGAUGGGCCUUUCCGGGGACGAAAAAUGUCUACUUUUCUUUCAAACCCUCCGCGGCCGGGCCGCUGAGUGGUUUCACAACCUCCCGGUCGGCGAGAUCGAUUCUUUCGAUGAGCUGGCCGAGGUAUUUCAGGAAAAGUUCAAAGAGAAUUGUACCAAGAGGAAAAAGUUUACCUAUUUGAGUACGGCCGGGCAGAGGGAACACGAAGAUUUGACCAAAUUCCUCACCCGGUGGAAGGACGAAGUUGACAAGGUGGAGGAGAUGGACGAUAAAACAGCCAUGUCCCUCCUGGUGUCCGGGCUCCGGUCCGGAGAAUUGUACAAAGAAUUUUGUAGGAGGCCUCCCCAGUCCUACCAAGAGGCCCACAACACGGCUUGGGACUAUGCUGACACCAAGGCGCAGGUGUCAUCUAAGAGAGAGGCCGAGCAAGGCCAUUCCAAAGGGAGGAUUUCCUUGAAAAAGGAAAUCGAACUGCCCGGAAGGGUAAAAGCAGAAGUCUUGGAGGUGAAGCCGGUCAAGUCAGAAAAGAAACCGGCCAGGGAAAAGCAAUGGAUAGAGAAGUACUGCUCCUUCCAUAAGACUGACUCCCAUAACACUGCAGAAUGCAAUAGUGUUAAGGGGGUGAUCAAGCAGAUGAUUGAGGCCGGGAAGAAGUGGGGAUGGGAACUCUACGUUGGCACGGUUGCCCUAGAUCCCCGAAGGAAACAAACCAGAAGGGAGCCAAUCACUUUCACAGACCGAGAUCUUCCCGCCACCGGGGAAGAUCACAAUGACCCCCUGGCCAUAACCAUGGAUAUGGGUGGAGUCGAUGUCUCCCGGGUACUCGUUGACACGGGCAGUAGUGUCAAUGUUUUGUACUUAGAGGCAUUUGAGAAGCUCAAGCGGUGUCGAACGCGGCUUGAGCCCUUGAAGACCCCCCUGUCUGGGUUCACCGGGGAUUCUGUUGAAGCUGAGGGGUCAAUCCUCUUAACUUGUGAAUUGGGCACGGGAGACAAGAUCGUCCAAAAACAGAUGAGGUUUGUGGUAGUGAACAUCAAGUGUGUUCAUAAGGCCAUUUUAGGCCGGCCUGAAAUAAACAAAGUCCGUGGAAUCAUCUCCAUGGCCCAUCUCUGUAUGAAUUUCUAUACCCCGGGCAGUAUAGGACAAGUCAGAGGAGAUCAGAAGAAGGCCCGGUCUUGUUACUUGGAGGCUGUAAAAAAGAUGACCAAGGCAUUUGAAAGGGUUACCUUGGUCUCCCAGGAAGAGGAGCGGUCAAAGCUAGAGCCGGGUGAUGAGACCGAGCAGAUUGUUCUCCGGGAGGCUUUCCCGGAAAGGAUGGUGCGGAUAGGACGGGAUCUACCCAGAGGACUUCGAGAAGAAAUCAUCUCAGUCCUUCGAGAAUAUGCAGAUAUAUUUGCUUGGAGUGUGGCGGACAUGCCGGGCAUAGAUCGUUCGGUCAUAUGCCACCGGUUGGCUAUAAUAGAAGGUAGCCGGCCUGUGAAGCAAAAGAAGAGGCACUUGGCAAAUGUCUGAAGGGACUUUGUUAAGAAAGAAGUAAAGGAUCU
Cuscuta campestris is the source of this 5283-nucleotide messenger RNA. NCBI's taxonomy places the organism in Eukaryota, Viridiplantae, Streptophyta, Magnoliopsida, Solanales, Convolvulaceae. The record is from the annotation of a GenBank genome assembly.